Molecule: messenger RNA, 2378 nt
Organism: Python bivittatus (Burmese python)
Lineage: Eukaryota; Metazoa; Chordata; Lepidosauria; Squamata; Pythonidae
Source: RefSeq, a predicted model, not a curated record
AUUCUGUUGCUGUUGUCUUUGUUUUGUGGUAACCAGGGGAGGAUCCACUGGCUGGAGACCAAAAUGAUCAUGAUAUGGACUCAAUAGCGGGUGUUCUAAAACUCUAUUUUCGUGGGCUAGAACAUCCCCUCUUCCCCAAGGAAAUCUUUCAUGACCUGAUUGCCUGUGUCACAAUGGAUAAUCUGCAAGAGAGAGCUCUGCACAUUCGAAAAGUCCUGCUGACAUUGCCUAAAACCACAUUGAUUGUAAUGAGAUACCUCUUUGCAUUCCUCAGCCAUUUAUCUCAGUUCAGUGAAGAGAAUAUGAUGGACCCCUAUAAUUUAGCCAUCUGUUUUGGACCCACACUGAUGUCAGUGCCUGAAGGCCAUGAUCAGGUCUCCUGCCAAGCUCAUGUUAAUGAGCUCAUCAAAACUAUAAUCAUACAACAUGAGAAUGUCUUCCCAGGACCAAGAGAGCUGGAGGGAGCUGUGUACACCAGGGGUGGAAGCACUGAGGAUUACUGCGAAAGCCCUCAUGGAGAGACGGCCUCUACAGAAGAUGCCACUCAGGAUAUAACUAUUGAACACCAUACAAGUGAUGAUGAAUGUGAACCCAUUGAAGCAAUAGCCAAAUUUGACUACACGGGCAGAACAGCACGUGAGCUGUCCUUUAAAAAGGGGGCUUCCCUCCUGCUUUAUCAUCGGGCCUCUGACGACUGGUGGGAAGGCCGUCACAACGGCAUUGACGGUUUGAUCCCCCAUCAGUACAUUGUUGUCCAGGACACCGAGGAUGGGAUGUCUGAAAGAUCAAGCCCAAAAUCUGAAGUGGAACUAAAUUCCGAGCCACCGGAAGAAAAAGUGACAGCCAGGGCUGGUUCAAAUUGUCCAAGUGGCAGCCAUGUUGCUGACAUUUAUCUUGCAAAUAUCAAUAAACAAAGGAAGAAGCCUGAGUCAGGGAGUAUACGAAGAGCGUUCCGUCAGAGUGACAGCCAUGGAUUACCCAGCUCACUGGGUGACCCCACACCUUCUGGAGCCAGUCCUCGUCCUUCCUCACAACCCAUUAUGAGCCAAAGUCUCCCAAAGGACGUACCAGUACCAGAUGCAUGCUCCAUCAGUGGCCAUGGGAGCCUCAAUUCUCUCAGUCGGCAUGCCUCUCUGAAGAACAGAAUAGAUAGCCCCCAUAUCAGGAAGAACGUGACUGCAGGAAGGUCAAAGAGCUUUAAUAACCACCGACCCAUGGAUCCUGAAGUCAUUGCACAGUAUUUGCUUCAGAUCAGGAAACGUCCCCUUAGAGGUGAUCAAAACAAGUCAAGUUUUGAAUUAUGAGCUGAUAAUGUGAGACCCUGAUGAGACCAACAGUAAGGGAAUGAGAUCAUAAUCACUCUCACCAGUAUAACUACUCUUUUUUUUGUAGAAUAAUUAUCUGAAUUAAAAUUUGAUUUAUUUCUUCAAUGUGUGGCUUUCUGCUCAUUGUUAUUACUCAUAAAGCUUAACUGUGUAGUUUUGCUUCCCAUAAAUCAUUUGGGAAAACACUUUCAAGAACCUUGUGGAAUCUGAGCAACUUCUUCAUGAUAUCUGCUUUUCAGGAUUCCAGCAUCUUUUCUACCGACAGUGUUUGAAUCUCUGAGCGCAGAAUGUUAGAAAAGCAGGGCUUUCUAUGUCAUUGUUUUCAAACUGGAGUCAAUUCUGUGUGUUUGCUUGACUGGUUAGAUGUUGAAAAGUCAUGAGAGAAGACAUCUAGAAGAAAAGCAACCUGCCUUGUUUUUCUAGGACUUUUCUAAUUCUUUUCUUGUGCUUCUCAGUGUUAGUCUGUGAUAAGAGGCUACCUUUGAACAAAGUAGCUCUCUUUGUUUCUGUUGGCAGGAAUAUGGGCUGGUAUUCCCUGCAUGUGUGUAUACACAGCUGUGACCGGAUAUGGAUGCUGAGACAUUUAAACCAAGCCCACACAGGGAAAUACCUUCUCUCGUAGCUGGAUGUUUCUCCCCAGCUAGAUGGAGAAGCCAGCUUUAAAAUGUGCACAAACAUGGGGCUCUCCUUCUCUUCACUAUUGAUAUAUUGCUUUCAUAAAGGGUUGAUAGUCAAGCAUUCUGGUUAGAGUAGUCCAGCAUGAGAGACAGGCCAAUAUAAAUAUGCUUUAAAAUCCUAAGUUCAGCAGGAGGGCCUUGUAUCCUAUUUUGUUUGAUUAGCUCUUUUCAGAUCUAUCCCAUUUUAAAGACUUCAGCAUGAGACACAAGGCAUUAGCAUUAUUUUCCCACUUACUGGUAAAAUGGAGCCAUACUAAAACACGGUGGAAUUUAAAAAAAAAGAAAAAAGACUUCCAGUCUCCAGAAACAACAGUGCAGCUAAGAUUGUCACUAUUGUACUACGUACAGUCAGGACCAGAAAUACUGGAACAAGGAU